This is a messenger RNA of Salvelinus fontinalis (brook trout), 7448 nucleotides long. It is a transcript of the gene snx33, whose product is annotated as sorting nexin 33. Gene Ontology annotation, molecular function: protein binding; phosphatidylinositol binding. Gene Ontology annotation, biological process: protein transport; plasma membrane tubulation; mitotic cell cycle. Bases 1247 to 2923 code for a protein of 558 amino acids. Gene Ontology annotation, cellular component: plasma membrane; cytoplasmic vesicle. NCBI's taxonomy places the organism in Eukaryota, Metazoa, Chordata, Actinopteri, Salmoniformes, Salmonidae. The transcript is spliced from 2 exons. The record is from RefSeq and is a predicted model, not a curated record.
AUAUGUUUUAUUGUCCAUGCCUAGCGUCAUGGAAAUAGUUACUUUGUUACAGAACGUAUAGAAAUAACCUCCAAGAAGUAGUCUAUGCUUUGAUUUAAUCGCAGACCCUAAUAAUUUGCUAAUAAUGCUUCAUCUUUUUUUGUAUUAAAGGAAACAGAUCAAGAUACACAAGAACCUGUUUAGCGGGGGAAGUGGAGCAAGUCCAAGGAAUGUCGAUCAAGACCAGAAUGCACUAGUCUGGGAUAUCAUUACUCAUCUCUCUCGGCGCUGAAUGGUUUCUUCCACUCGGGGCACUUUGUCUUUGUGCUGGAAACAAAAUAUUUUGAUAAUGUUUGACCACGUCGGUGGGAUGUACAGCAAGUCUGUGUUCGAGGACGUUAUCACGCAAGGAUAACAAUCAAACUAUUCUUCAGGAUUACAACGAAUAGACGAAUGUUUGCAAUUGAUUCUUGGUGAAAACGAGUUUUCGGAUGAACCGGUGUGUCAUUGCUGGUGUGAUGCAUGGACUGAGGAGUUACAAGUUGCGAUAGCCCACAAGUUCAAUUGCAGUUUCAAGUAUCGAAGGUAAAGCUUGGAUAUCCUCAAUAGAAACAGAAAAAAACGUUUAGGCUAAUGGGACAUAAGGCUAUCGAUAGGAAUAUGGUAUUGAUGUAGUAGGCAGUGGGUGCAUGGCAUGUGGUAUUAAGCAAUUCAUCCAGUUUGCAAUUGAUAUUUGCAGUAAGAAUACCAAAGUAAAUAGCCCAUAUUCCUUGUUAAUUGUAUGUGUACAGGAAUGGAUUCUCACAACCACUGAAAACCAUUUGCAAUUCGAUGUUACUGCUUUUGUAUGCAGUCCACAGGCCUACUAAAAAGAUGGACAAGAUUCUUGGCACAGUAUAGAAAACAACCCCAGACACUUGUGUAAUCGAGUCGUAGAUAUACCCAGCUUGAUACUGCACUAGCUGUUUUUUUAGGCAGUAAAAACAGAUAUAGCACUAAGGUUAUUAUCGUGUUAUAGUGCAUGAGCACAGAUCAGUAUUUAUGCCAUUUGACAGUUGUUGUGGCAUUCCAGCACAAUACCAUUAGAUUUACAUAACUCUCUCACACCAUCUCUUAUUGAUUCAAACAAGUGUUGGGCGACUGCAGUUGAAAUGAGCUGAAAUAGUCUGAAAUCAUCUAUUUGCGUGUUAAAAUGUUGUGCCCAAGGGUAGCAGCAUCACAAUGAUUUUAGGCAGCGUGUGCAUAUGAUUUUCAUCAGAGAGUCAAAAUGUCGAUGAAAGGCAAGGCACUCUACACUUUCCAAAGUGAAAACAAAGAGGAGAUCAGCAUACAGGAGAAUGAGGAACUGGUUAUCUUUGACGAUAACUCUGUAGAUGGCUGGUUACAAGGGGAGAACAGUAAAGGACAGAAAGGUCUCUUCCCGGCCUCUUACGUGGAAGUCAUCCGCCCUCGUUCCAACUCCAACCUGACAGACUGCUCCAUAAGCCCGGUGGGUUCUCCAGGCAAUGACUCCUCAUAUUUCCCCUCCGCCCCAAACACGCCCUUUCACAUGCAACAAGGUUACUAUGACGACGAUGAUGAUGACUGGGAUGAUUGGGAUGACAGUUCCACAGUGGUGGACGAUGAUGGCCGCAGUGGCGCAAAUGGACAUUCCCAUCAGAGCCCCCACUCCAACAACCCCAAUGUCCACUAUCGAGCCAAACCUUACAUGGAGAGGCAGGACAGCAUCUCCAGCUCGCGGAAGGGCAGUAUGGUGGGAAGGAACUUGAACCGAUUCUCCAGCUUUGUACGCUCAGGGGUGGAAGCUUUUGUGUUGGGCGAUGUGCCCAUGAACGCUAAGAUAGCGGAGUCGUACACCAUUGAGAUGGGCCCCAAAGGGCCUCAAUGGAAAGACAGCCCCACACCUUUCUCUUGCUCCAUCGAGGACCCUACCAAGCAGACCAAGUUCAAAGGCAUCAAGACCUACAUAUCAUACCGAGUGACCCCAAGCCACAAUGCGAGGCCUGUGUACCGGCGUUACAAGCACUUCGACUGGUUGUACAACCGUCUACUGCACAAGUUCACCGUCAUCUCCGUGCCCCAUCUGCCCGAGAAACAGGCAACAGGGCGCUUCGAAGAGGACUUCAUCGAGAAGCGCAAGAGGCGGCUGAUCCUCUGGAUGGACCACAUGACCAGCCACCCGGUCCUGUCGCAAUACGAGGGUUUCGAGCACUUCCUCAUGUGCGCCGAUGACAAGCAGUGGAAGCUGGGCAAACGACGGGCAGAGAAGGACGAGAUGAUGGGCGCCAACUUCAUGCUUACCUUCCAGAUCCCAAAUGAGCACCAGGACCUGCAGGACGUGGAGGAACGUGUGGACUCCUUCAAGUCCUUCGCCAAGAAAAUGGAUGACAGCGUCAUGCAGCUUACGCAUGUGGCCUCAGAACUGGUGCGGAAGCACCUCGGAGGCUUCCGGAAGGAAUUUCAGCGGCUGGGGAACGCCUUCCAGAACGUCAGUCAGGCGUUCAUGCUGGACCCUCCCCACUGCUCGGACGCCCUCAACACCGCCAUCUCCCACACGGGACGUACUUACGAGAACAUUGGGGAAAUGUUUGCGGAGCAACCUAAGUAUGACCUCUUCCACAUGCUGGACAAACUGUCACUCUACCAGGGCCUACUCGCCAACUUCCCGGACAUUAUUCAUCUACAGAAAGGUGCGUUUGCCAAGGUCAAAGAGAGUCAGCGGAUGAGCGACGAAGGGAAAAUGGACCAGGACGAGGCAGACGGAGUGCGUAAACGCUGCCGGACAGUGGGAUUCGCUCUACAGGCUGAGAUGAACCACUUCCACCAGCGCCGCGAGGUGGACUUCAAGGAGAUGAUGCAGGCCUACAUCAAACAGCAGAUCGCCUUCUACCAGCGCGUGGGCCAACAGCUGGAGCGUACCCUGCACAUGUACGACAACCUGUAGAGGCCGGGCUUGUCAUCAGCCCUGACGUUAUCCUUUUGAUCCGAAAUGGCCGCCCAGUUCAACGGGCCCUCUUCAGGGUUUGUCAAAAAGCCUAGUGGAAAUAGAGAAAUCCCACUGGACACACACUGGUUGUUUAAAUGUCAUUUGUCAAGUUAUUGUCAGGUUAUUGUGACGUGGAAAAUACAUUGGAUUUUAACAAAGUUUUCAUCGUUGAAAUUAGGGUAAAACCUCAACUUAACUACAUAGACUUAACCUGGUGAACAGGUUGUUACAUCAGUCUAAUUUCAACAUAUUCAUCAUAACAAUUAAAUACGUGGAAAUUGCGUUGAAAAUUCCACGUAGAAAUGUAAAAAAUCUUCAACUUUGGGUGGUUGAAAUGAUGUUUAAUUUCAUAUUUGAUUAGACAUAUGUUAUUUGAACUUGUUUCAAUGCUGACAGUAAAAUGGUAUGUUUGAAUCGACGUCAUCGUUUCCACGUCAUGCCAUCAACCUAAAUAGAGGUAUAUUGAAAUAAAAUGGUAAGCCACAGUCCAACGAUUCCUGCCUGAACACUGACACCUACGGAGAGGUAAUGCACUUCAGUGAAACAAGUCUACCAUACAGAUGCCUUCCUCUAUGUACCCCGCUUAGCUUGAGAAACAAGCUGCGUUCAAUUCAGCUGACCUAUCAUGUCUAGACAGUUAGACAUUGGUCAGCUUCCAUACACUUUUGCAUAGACUACCUAAAUACCAUUGAAUAGUUGAAAGUAACUCCUCUAACUUUUCUUACACUAGCUGUAUGUGAAAGUAAGUUUGGAGUGAGGUUGGGUUUAUUAUGUAAGCUACAUUGACAUCGGAUUUUCCCAAAGGCCACCAUCAUUUCAACGCUAGGUAUGCUGUCAUUCGACUAUGGCUGAUUGGAUCUUUAGAAGUUUAGAAGUAGUUACCAUUAUCCUUAUAAUUAGGAUGCUGAAUUUACCUCUUUAUUUCGGUUGAUGACUUGAAGUUGAAACCGACGUUGAUUCAAACACACAAUUUUACUAGGUCAAAUGAAAUAUGUCUAAUCAAACAUAAAAUUCAACAUAAUUUCAACAGUGUUGGGGAAUUUACUCUGGAAAUAUAGGGAAAGGGAAAGGGGGAUACCUAGUCAGUUGUACAACUGAAUGCAUUCAACUGAAAUGUGUCUUCUGCAUUUAACCCUCUGAAAUGUCAUAGACUACAAAUUGCAAGAACAGUUCACUUUGGGGUCAUACAUGAAUGGAAUAUGUCAUUUUAAUAGAAUAUGUACGUUUCAAGUGAGAAUUUGGCAGGUCUGACGCUGAAAACCCCCCCAAAAUAUUUCCUACUUCUCCCAUAUUUUAUUACAUUUUUUAACAAAAAGAGUCAUGUUCAGUUGUUAUCUACACCACUGCGUGGCACAGAGGUAAUUACCUACUGAUUUGACUUUGACUAGUUCAACUACCACCUAGCUACUUCAAAUGUAGUUAAAUUACUAGUUGAACUUCAUGUAGUUCACUACUCCGCAACACUGAAUUUCAACCACCCGAUAAACACUUAGUGUACAAAACAUUAGGAACACCUGGUCUUUCCAUUACAUAGACUGACCAGGUGAAAGCUAGGAUCAUUUGUUCACUCCACUUCAACCAGUGUAGAUGAACGAGAGGAGACAGGUUAAAGAAGGAUUUUUAAACCUUGAGACAAUUGAGACAUGGAUUGUGUUUGUGUGCCAUUCAGAGAGUAAAUGGGCAAGACAAAAGAUUUAAGUGCCUUUGAAAGGGGAAUGGUAGUAGAUGCCAGGCACACUGGUUUGUGUCAAGAAUUUAGGGUAAAAGGGAGGGGGCGAUAUAGCUCAAUAUUAGGUAGGUAUUCCUAAUGUUUUGUACACUUAACCUGGAUGAACAUAGGAUUACAUAUAUAUAUUUUUUAACGUUUAUAUGUGGAAUUUUCAAUGCAUUUUCAACGUAUACAUAGUUCUGAUGAUUAUGUUGAAAUUAGAUUGAUGUAACAAUCUGUUAGUCAGGUUAAGUCAUUGUAUUUAAGUUGACGUUUUACCCUCAUUUCAAUGCUUACAACGCUGGUUGAAAUGAGAUGAAAUCAGUACUGUUUGAUGACUUUUUGUAUUUUCCACAUUGAUUCCACGUCACAAUACUUUGACAAAUGGUAUUGAAACCAUGUUGAUUCAACCAGCGUGUGCCCAGCGGGAUGGCUGUAGCUGGAAAAGUUUAUCUGUUUAUUCUCUUUCUUCAUGGUGGACCAUGAUAGUCACGCAAACCCCUGGCUUGAAAGAAGAGAGGGGUUGCUGAGGUUGCUGCCUUAUAAAGAUUACUUUCUGCUUAUUUUGACUUGAAUAUGGGCCACGUGGUUCAAAGACUCGGACAGAAAGAGGGCAUGUUCUUGAAGAGGCUGGGGAAGCCCGUUUGUGCACUUCACGUAAUAGUCACUUUCCAGGCUGAAAUUCAAAGUCUAAAUUCUUUGUUUCAAGGGACCAUUGUCUUCUUCAUAAAUCCACCAAUUUUGCUAUGUUAUGACCAACAUUUUUUUGUUGUUGUAUACAAUACCAUCUAUUUAAGGUGUUUGCAACAAAUCUUAAUACGUUCAUUGAUAGGGGGCAUUGAAGAAUUCUCUGUAGAGGGUCAAAGAUAGGCAUGUGUAGCCUUAAGCAGACAGUAGAAACAGAACUCCGUUAGUGUAAUGUAUGAAAACCAUGACAGAGUCCAUGCCAUCUCCUCCCGUUGUUUCUCAGAGUAAGGGCUUGAAUGCUCAGGUGUUCACUGCAAACGUGUUACCGUGAUGUAUUUUCUUGAGAUAGCUCUCCAUACAAGCCAUGACUGUGCCUGUCGGCGGCUUUUAAAGUCCCACGAGGCAGCAGCUGCACUCCGUAACUUAAGAUAAUUAACAUCAUGUAAUUAAUGUUACUUUUUUCCCCUGUGGUAACCUGUAAGUGCCUUAAGGAGCAGAGGCAUUUGAGUGUGAUUUUCUGAACAACUGUCUUCACCUGCUUCUUUGCACCAUUGGAGGAGAAACAGGUCUUUGGAAUCAGUUGUGCUCCAGCUGAGUUUGUACAGGAGCUUUGUACCCGUCGAUCAUGGUGUGUGUGUGUGUGCCUCCGUGCGACUGUCAUUUGUUGGGUUAUUGAUAGACUCCCUGUUCUGUCUGUUGCAACAGACAUUUGGCCAGCAGUCUUGAAGUUGGAAGUACUUAAUGUUACAAUAAGUGUAAACAAGGAGUAAUCACCCCCCUUAUGUGAGAAACAAUGUUGGCUUUGAACAUAGUGUUCUUGUCUUAACUGAAUCACUACCGCACCAAUUUCAGUGUUGAUUACCAAAUCAUUUAAGUUGUUCCAGUCAUAUAAGACACGGAUUUUAAUAGGAGCCAUCUUGUGAGACUUUAUAGAGAUCCGUGGUUUGUUUGUGCUAUCUUUCAGAACUAUUAUGAAUCUAAGAGGUUAAGACAGAGACGCUGCUUCUCAGUGAAAGCAUUGCCUCAAGAACAGUCAAGUAAAUUAUUAAAUGCAGAGCACUAACUUGUUCACAAUUAAGGCGUUGCUUUGAAUAGUUACUUGAGUUAACGGUCCAUUCGCAUGCUUUAAUUGGCUUUUCCCAAGUACCGUUAAAUAAUACAGUACUCUACUCAGGGUUUUUAUUCUGAUCAUGGAAUAUUGAAGUAUAAAUGUCUAACACAGACCCCAAAGAGAUCUCCUGACAUAUUUCCAUUCAUCUCAAUUCGACAGGACACAAACCAAUCACCAAAAUAACAAUACUGUAAGUUAUUGGAUGGUGCCCUUUUUUUCCCAGUAAUGCUUGAGACCAUAGUUUCAGUAAAUAAACAAAGAUUGCCCUGCAUUACCUUCGAAGUAAACCACAGAAGUCUGACUCUGUCUAUGACUCAGUACUGAGUGUUGUAUCAAUGGCUUUUCCACUUCCAACGUACAUUCCAGGGUAUGGGUAGAUGUUAAAACCAGGUGUUUCACAACCCUUCUUUUGAAAUGUCCUCAUCUUCUCGCCUGUUUUUUUGUUGUUGAUUGCACAAAGACCAAAGUAUCAUUAUUUAGCACUCAGUUUCAAAUGAAAUGAAAGGGUCUCCCAAUAAAUAGCUGACCGUACAUAGGAGGUGGUCUAGUGUUGGCUGUCUUCAAUAGUUUUCUUAUUCAACCGGUCACAUUUUGAGGAGAUGGGUCUGACAACCUCUGUGGAAAGAGACUAACAGGGCAAAAGGAGAAGGAAUUUUCAGGGGAAAAGGCCUGGAAAUGAUUCCAUGUGAACUGUUACUCACCUACUCUGACUGCCACUGGCAGUGUGAACGGUAAUGUAAGGACAUGUUGACAAACUGUAUGGCUGGUGGAAGGACACUGAGUCUCACAUGGAUGAUUCUGGCUUAACGAGGAUGUGUGAGACUGAGACUGGGACUGGCAUGAUGAGACCUAUGGUUCUGUUAUAUUUUCCUAUAUUGAAAUACGCACUGUCUUAGGUUUUUGGCACAAGGAACGAUGUCACUAAGGGAGGCUCUGAAAGUCUUAAUAAAAGCGAUCAUGCUGAUUCUGAUUUUUAA